AAUAUUUUUUUGUAAUGAUAUUUUCGUGGAUAGCAACUGGUGAAGGCAAUCUACCGCAUAGAGAGAUUCCUAGAAUAAAGUUGUUUAGGUGAUGAUUUCAACAGUUGGUGAGCUAUCUAAACGUUUGGUGAUGCAGGAAGUACUUACUGUCUGAUGAUAUAAGAGGCAUGAAGCAUCCAUCCAUAUUCUCAACAAAAAGCUGAAAUGGAGGGAUGAGGAAUAUGGAAUUGGAUGAUACAAAAUUUACGAGAAGGAUCUGGUUCUGUUCUCACAUGGAAAAGAGGUGGUGGUCAUGGAGUCCAUCCAUAGAGAGAGACCAUGGCUUCUGGCUUGGUUCCUGACAUUUGGCAGUGGAUCCGGAGCCUCCCCAAGCAAUGGAGAGCAAAGGAAUCCCACUCUCUCCAGAUAUGCACUUCACCAUCCACAAACCAAUCUCUGAACCUUGUGGUGAUGAGUAGGCAAUCUGAAACCGAAACCCGUUCGUUCAGUUUGUGUUUCUCCAUCUGUGAUGAUCAUGAUCAAGUCUCACUAUGGAGCCCCAAGCCGAAACCUGCAAAUUAUACCACAGACGACGUCGCUACCCAGUUGUUGGUCGAGAUCAUAUGUGGGGUGCUCAGGUAUGGGCCAUACUGUAGCAGCAGGGCAAUCUUGAUGCUGCCAAAUGUGCAGAUGUCUGAAGAUUCAGGCAGGAUGUUGAGCCUGUCGGUCCUGAUGCUGGCAUUCCUGGUCUGCGUGUACGAGGCUCCGUCCACGCUCCGCAGAGAGUUCAUCGGCACCAUCACCGCGCGGCUGACCCAGCACGGCCACGAGAUGCGUCACGCGGCGAGGGAGCUGAUGCUGGCCAUGGGGUCCAGCCUGGAGGAGCAAUGGAUGCGGUCGGUGAACCUGGGCGUCACCAACUGGGUUAUGGAGGCUCUCCGGUCAGGCACGGCGCCGGCGCCACCGCCGCGUUUCGCGGUCUUCUCCUACGCUCUGUCGGCGAGCAGGCUGUGGAAGGUGCAGCUGUACUGCCCGGUGGUGGCCAUGACCAUGGAGCACCACCCGUCGUCCCAUCACCACCAACAGCAGCAGCUGGCCAAAGACGAGAGGCUGCUCUUCUCGCUCAACUACCAGCAGCUGGAGAGCGUCAUCCAGUUCGUUUACAGAGUCGCCUUCAAGGAGAACUGGAUAGAUGUCGCCGUUAACGUCGACAACAUCAGGUGUGACGUGAUCCAGCUGGUGUCCGAGACUCUCAUGGCGAGGCAGGGGUACGGCUCUGACGAGAAGCACUUCCCGUCGCGCAUAUCACUGCAGCUGACUCCCCUAGCGCAGUCGGACAUCCUCUCGCUGACCGUGAGCAGGUCGACGGACAAUCCCGUCCAGGAGGUCGGCGCCGACAAGGGCAUCGACACGACGUUCGGCGCCGCGCCGGCGUCGAUCGGCAUCAGCUUGUCGGCACACGAGACGGUGACGAGGAGCAUGAAGCCCUGGAAGUUCGAGCACUCGGUGCAUGGCAACACGGCGUCUCUCAGCUGGUUCCUCCACGGCGACGGCGGCGGGGGCAGGGAGGUCUUCUCCAGCGAGCCGCCAAAGCUGGAGCUCUUCCAGCCGAGGUCGUGGUUCAGGAACAGGUACACCAGUCCCAGCAGGCCCUUCACGAGGAACGGCGGAGUGAUCUUCGCCGGCGACGAGUACGGGGAGGCCGUGUGCUGGAGGAUGGGCACGGCGGCCGCCGGCAAGACCAUGGAGUGGGAGAUCAAGGGGAGGAUAUGGGUCACCUACUGGCCCAAUAAGAAGAGGACGCUGCAUACCGAGACUAGGAGGGUGGAGUUCAGAGAGCUGCUGCAUCUAAACAUUGGAGAGUAG
Molecule: messenger RNA, 1845 nt
Organism: Lolium rigidum
Lineage: Eukaryota; Viridiplantae; Streptophyta; Magnoliopsida; Poales; Poaceae
Exons: 3
Coding region: 319-1845 (508 amino acids)
Source: RefSeq, a predicted model, not a curated record